This is a messenger RNA of Mizuhopecten yessoensis (Yesso scallop), 3256 nucleotides long. RefSeq lists its product as uncharacterized. The transcript is spliced from 4 exons. The record is from RefSeq and is a predicted model, not a curated record. NCBI's taxonomy places the organism in Eukaryota, Metazoa, Mollusca, Bivalvia, Pectinida, Pectinidae. Bases 223 to 951 code for a protein of 242 amino acids.
UAGCUCUUUGGACAAUGGUACUACUUUUUCUAUGUCCUAUACAAACUGUGUUAGGAUGACAAUUGGUGCGGAUACUCUUACAGCGUGUUGUGAAGUUCAAAAAUAAGUGUUAUGUGUAGAUUUGUUCGCAUAACGUUACCUAGACAACAAAUGUAGUCACUCACUCAUUACCUGAAAGACAUUGCAUUAGAUAACGUCAUCAACGGUAACAGGAGUAAAGUGAUGGAUAAUCGCUUGAUCAAUUUCCUAUUAGCCUUCAUAUUUUCAUGUAUUGGUGUAGGUGAUGGUACAAUCCAGUCUGGGUAUUGGAGGAAGGAAGGGAAUCAUCACUGGCACAACACAACUGGUGAGGUCGUGUACUCAACCACAGCCCGGGGACUGUCCGACUGUGUGUCUAUCUGCCAGGAUAGCACAGCAUGUCUUAUGUGUGGCCACAGCAUUGAAACUGGCACCUGUCAUGGAUUCAGUUACCUAGAAACCAACCUGGUAUCUAUUCUCGAGGAGUCGGAGGUCAUCUAUCAGCAUACAGAAAGUUGUGUUCGGGCAGGUUAUGUACUAUUGGGCGACGGACCUCUAUGUGUGAAGAAACACGACGAUGCCUUAACAUGGAACGACGCAAAGACGCAGUGUGAACAAUAUCAUGGCCGACUUGUCGUUAUUGACAACGCUCAAAAGUUGGAGGCAUUUGUCAAUUAUUUAGAGAAUAUAACCUCUGCAGUAUUAUGGAUAGGUGUCAACGACAAGGACAGCGAGGGAUCAUGGGUAUGGCUUAAUGGGGCCAGCCUUAUCACUGCCUACUUGCCAUACUAUCAACUCAACAACUACAGUGCCGGGUAUCCGGGGAAAAAGAAUAACGCCGACUGCGCCUGGAUGUCUAAAAGUGGGGGGCUUGUUGAUGAUAAUUGUCUCCUGAAAAAUUCAUAUAUGUGUGAGAGAGCAGACCUUGUUUAGUGUUAUACGUUUAAAUCAUACGGAACAGGCCAUUCAGGGAUUCAAUCUUAUUUCCUGGAGCCUUCGAGCAAUAGUCCAAGAUAACGGACUAUUUCCUUUUGAUAUUUUGAUUGGGCGGAGAUAGUCAGAACUACCUCAUCAUGGUCUCUGUGAAAACAAUUGUACAAGAUGUUCGGUUCGAAGUUCAAUUGAUAUUUCCUGGUAUACCGGAGAAUAUCCGCAAUACUUUCUGCACACAGAUAGAAAGAUGAUGUAUUAGCUCUGUCUGCAAUACUUUCUGCACACAGAUAGAAAGAUGAUGUAUUAGCUCUGUCUGCAAUACUUUCUGCACACAGAUAGAAAGAUGAUGUAUUAGCUCUGUCUGCAAUACUUUCUGCACACAGAUAGAAAGAUGAUGUAUUAGCUCUGUCUGCAAUACUUUCUGCACACAGAUAGAAAGAUGAUGUAUUAGCUCUGUCUGCAAUACUUUCUGCACACAGAUAGAAAGAUGAUGUAUUAGCUCUGUCUGCAAUACUUUCUGCACACAGAUAGAAAGAUGAUGUAUUAGCUCUGUCUGCAAUACUUUCGGCACACAGAUAGAAAGAUGAUGUAUUAGCUCUGCCAGUUCAACAUUUCAAUCUUCUUUCAAGCUGUAGGAGUGAAUUGGCUAUGAGGACUUAAUAUUUGUUCAUAAACAAUGUGUGUUUUAGAUUUCACUUUAUUAUGUUACACACGAGGUGUGUUUUAGAUUUCACUAUAUUAUGUUACACACGAGGUAUGUUUAAGAUUUCACUAUAUUAUGUUACACACGAGGUGAGUUUAAGAUUUCACUAUAUUAUGUUACACACGAGGUAUGUUUUAAAUUUCACUAUAUUAUGUUACACACGAGGUAUGUUUUAAAUUUCACUAUAUUAUGUUACACACGAGGUAUGUUUAAGAUUUCACUAUAUUAUGUUACACACGAGGUAUGUUUUAGAUUUCAAUUUAUUAUGUUACACACGAGGUAUGUUCCGUCGGACCUCUGUGGCAUCGCCUUCAGUAACGAGACAAACCGAUUAACUUGCCGUAACUCGUGCCGAAAUAUAUCCUGUCCAGAAAAUAUUUCCUUAAAGGUUUUAAAUAGUCGUAGUUGAUAUUUGUAUCGGCUCAGCGGCAGAGAUAACACUUUUCAUCCGUGUAUAGUAAACAUUGUGUAUUUCUCCGAUAUACCAAAAAUUAGUAAGUGUAGUGCUUACCAAACUCGGUGUGCGUUUUCAUCACAGAGACCUUAUGGAGGACGUUCAGACUAUAUCCGUCCCAUCAAAAAUGUUUAUAAAUAAAAGGUGAUAGUUGUUUCGGACUAUCCGAUCAAUGACGAACAGUAUCACAUUGGGCGAAUUUGAUUCUGGUGUGCUGGUCGUGCCAGAAUUUGAUGUAGAUAUUUGCUACCAGUUGUGAGUCAGCCGUAGUUGAUAAUAUGGAUUGAAUAUUUCUUUUCAUGUUUAGUAUACACGUGAUAAUUUGAAUGGCAAUACAUACAUUUAACAUACAUCCAAGUUAUAUGAUAUGUCAUUUAGAAUCUCUUCUGAAGAGGUAUAUCCAUUAUGAUGUCAUACUCAUUAUAUAAUAAUAUAGCGUUUGAGCUGACAGCAGAGGGUUUCCUAGUCCUAUAUAGUCAAAUUAAAAUCUGUGUAGCCUUGUAUGUUGCAGCAUAAGAUUCUCGGGCAGAGUAACGGGUUGCUUAUAUGACAUGGGACAUAUAUAUGAAUUACAAAAGAAAUGUAAAGAUUGAUGCUGUGCCUGCUCUUCCCUCAUAAACAUAUAAGCACAUACUAUUUGAUAAAAGUCAGUAAACAAAUAUAUCAUAAGAUUGAGUUAUCAAAUUAUGAUGCGAUGUCGCACAUGCAUAUUGAAAUACAGAAACUCGGUUGGAUUAGAGGUUAGGGUUAUCGGCCUGAAUAAUCAUGUUAAUGUAAAAACUUGGGUUUAUGUGAGAUGAAGACAGAAAUUAAUUGAUAACUUUAACGCAUAGCGUUAUGCGAACAUCUACUUAAAAUAGCGUGAGGCUCUCACACAGAUGAAUGAAGGGGAUUGCAGUGCUAUCUGGGAGAGAUUACUACCAAUGACCGUCAUAUGUACCUUUGGACCGAGUAAGGGCCGACCCAACGACAUCUGCUUGUGAACGUUUCGACGGAGAUAUUGGAAACAUAACGACAUACGGUUGUACAGAUCUUUUCGAAUCAGUUCAACUAGAAGCUAUGCGUUUAAUUACUGGCCUCAGACGAGGUACAUCUCAUCACAUUCUGUAUACUGAAACACAACUUGAAACAUUACACACACGAAGACA